CAUACAAGAGAAGAAGAAGAAGCAUUUGAUAUUAUAGGAAGAGAAUGUCUUUACAUGAAAUAACAAAGAUGGAAGGAGGUAGCACCUCAAGCAAAGCCGGUGGCAGCAGCGCAACCGAUAGGAUAUGCUCUUCAUCGGAGAUGGUUCAGCUCAUUCAAAAGGUUAUUGCUGAAGCCAUUGGAACAUACAUGUUAAUCUUUGCUGGGUGUGGUUCGGUUGUUGUCAAUAAGAUAUACGGUUCAGUAACAUUUCCAGGGAUUUGUGUAGUAUGGGGUUUGAUUGUCAUGGUCAUGAUUUAUUCUCUUGGCCACAUAUCUGGGGCUCACUUUAAUCCAGCAGUGACUAUAACUCAUUCAAUCUUUAGACGUUUCCCUCUCAAACAGGUGCCUCUAUAUAUCUUGGCGCAGUUUUUAGGAUCAAUUCUUGCUAGUGCUACGUUAUGUGGUAUUUUUACUGUGCAUAAAGAGGAUUUCUUUGGAACAGUGCCGACUGGAUCCAAUUUGCAAUCUCUUGUUAUCGAGAUCAUCAUCUCCUUUCUUUUGAUGUUUGUAAUUUGCGGCGUUGCCACAGACAAUAGAGCAAUUGGAGAAUUGGCAGGAAUUGCUGUUGGAAUGACAAUACUUCUAAACGUCCUUGUUGCCGGGCCAGUAUCUGGGGCAUCUAUGAACCCAGCCAGGAGUCUUGGGCCUGCUCUUGUAGUGCAUGUAUACAAGGGACUUUGGGUUUAUAUUAUAGGGCCACCCAUAGGGACCAUUUUUGGUGCUUUAGCCUAUCAUAUCAUUAGAUUCACUGAUAAACCACUCCGGGAGAUAACCAAGAGUUCAUCUUUCCUAAAAAGCAUGUCCAGAGAAUAAUGCUUGCAGCAAGUUAAUCACCAAUUUUAUCACUUUUUGUGUUACCCAUUACUACAACCUUGUCAUGCUAGCUACUAGUUCCUCAUAUUAGGUAGAGCCGUAGAGGAGGAAAAUAAAGUUCAACAUUGCUGUUUUGUUUACUUGAUGAAACAAAACAUAGCAAUAGUUUUCACUUUUAUAUAUAUAUAU
This is a messenger RNA of Quercus robur (English oak), 1043 nucleotides long. Its product is annotated as probable aquaporin NIP-type. The transcript has 5 exons. NCBI's taxonomy places the organism in Eukaryota, Viridiplantae, Streptophyta, Magnoliopsida, Fagales, Fagaceae. Bases 45 to 854 code for a protein of 269 amino acids. Gene Ontology annotation, molecular function: channel activity. The record is from RefSeq and is a predicted model, not a curated record. Gene Ontology annotation, biological process: transmembrane transport. Gene Ontology annotation, cellular component: membrane.